AACCUAACAGAUGCUACUGCAUUUACGGCGUUUGCUGCAAGGGACAAUACCAAUGCAUCUGUACAUGUGGAGCUAAACAAAGCACGGAACGGUUUGAUAAUUAGUGCUAACCAAGUGGACAUAACAAAUCAAUACAAUGCUGGCUCAAAUAAAGAUUUGGAUGAUCCCUUUACAUAUUCAACUCCCGAAGCCAAUCUAAUUCUAGCACGAAGGGAUAAUGCAUUAAGCGUUCUCUUUCCAUCCUCAGGCAUAUCGCUGAACAUAUCUGUGAGUGUACAAAUGUUGUCUAUAAGUACCAUUAUACCAAAUGCACUGAAUAACGUCACAAGCGGACUCCUUGGUAACUUUGAUGGGAAUCCAUACAACGAUUUGAUGAUGCCUAAUGGCACUGUUAUAAACGCAAAUUCCUCAGAGCGACAUAUAUUUGAUUACGGGAAGACAUGGGAGAUUGAUGGAAAAAAGUCUGUGUUUGUAUAUGAAGAUGGCAAAUCGCAUGAAGAUUAUCAAAAUAAUUCUUUCACUCCAAGAUUUCUGGAUGAGGUUGAUGUUGAUAAACGAGCACAAGCUGAGCAAGACUGUAAUGGCGCCGAGAAUAUUGAAUGUGUUUUUGACCUCGUAUUCACAGAAAAUAAAGAAGUUGCAAAUGCUACUAGAAUUUUGAAGACUGAAGCGGAUCAGGACAGACAUGAAAUUAAUGAAAUUCAACCAACACUUACUGUAUGUGAACUCGUCAAUGCAACUUUGGGAAAGAAAGUUACAUGCCAAUUAAGUUUUGAAGAUGGACAUGAUAUUUAUUUUAUAGCUAAUAACGCCAAUGCUCAGAUUAACAAAACAUUGUCGACAGUGGAAUACAUGCAGUCUAACACCCACCCAGUUAAUAUUCAACUUGCUGUGAAUAAUAGUAAUAAUCGUUCUUCGACCGUUAUGGUAAUAAAUGUUCUACUGUGUACUGGAUGUAGUGGACAUGGUGUUUGUUCUAAUGUUACGAGAGAUGACCAGCAACAAACAGAGUACUUUAAAUAUUCCGAAUGUAUCUGCGAAUCUCCAUAUGAUGGUCCUGACUGUGAAAAUGAAAUAGAUUGGUGUUCAACGAAUCCUUGUUCAUUAGAAAGAGAAUGUAUAACUCUUAGUGCCAGUGAGCAGCUUAGCAAAGGCAAGUCAUAUACUUGUGCUGACUGCCCUGAGGGAUACGUCAAAGACAUGGAAGAUUCUGAUAUCGACGAGUGUAUAGAUGUUGAUGAAUGUUCUGAGAAGACAACAGAAUGCGAACACAUAUGUGUUAACACGGAGGGUAGUUUUGAAUGUUCAUGCUACACAGGGUAUCGGGUUAGUACAAGGAACACAAGCAAGUGUAACGAUGUAAAUGAAUGCGAAGAAGCCUUGGAUAAUUGUUCACACUUAUGUGUAAACAAUCCAGGUGGGUUCUCCUGCCAAUGCCAUGAUGGAUAUAAACUUCAAGAUGACGGUUCGACUUGUACUGCUGAUAGAGAAACAGGCGUUUGUAAUAAUUCAAGUGAAAGUAAAUGCGCAAAUACUGGCGGAUGCACUCUUGAAGCUAAUGGAAUUGCAAAAUGUUUCUGUGACAGAGGGUUGGAGUUGGAUGCUAAUGGUGUCGCUUGCAAUGAUAUAGAUGAAUGUGCACAGAAUGUUUGUCCCCAAUUAUGCACGAAUAAUCAUGGAAACUUCACCUGUUCUUGCUUUACCGGUUAUUAUUUGAACGGAUUAACCAACUGUGAAGCAUGUGCUGCUACACGAUGGGGUGAAAACUGUGAAAAGGAAUGUGUUUGCACUGGUAGAGGUGCGCAAAUAUGUGACCCUGUAAAAGGAUGUUUGUGUGAUCCUGGAUGGGAAGGCGAUACUUGUGAUGAAGACAUCAACGAAUGUGAUGUCGCUAAUAUUUGCAAAGACCCGAUGAAGGAAUGCACCAAUAAUUUAGGAUCAUAUCUUUGUCAGUGCAUGAAUGGAUUUCAGGAAAUAAAUGGAACAUGUGAAGAUAUAAACGAGUGUGCAAGUCCAAUACUUCAUGACUGCAUGCAAGAAUGUAACAAUGCCUUCGGUGGAUAUACAUGUGGAUGUUUUGAGGGAUAUGUCGAGAUAAAUGAAACAUCUUGUGCAGAUAUCGACGAAUGUGAACAGGGAACGGCUGAUUGUGAACAAAAUUGCAUCAAUGAACCUGGGUUUUACAAUUGUUACUGCAAUACAGGGUAUAUUCUAAAUGAUGAUAGAUCUUCUUGUGAGAAAGUUUCAGAUCCAUGUUUGCAGUUACAGAACUUGAACUGUUCCCAUCACUGCAUUGCUCUUGAUGUAGGUUAUGCUUGUGGGUGUAGAAAAGGGUUUCAAAUCUUAUCUGAUAAAGAGACAUGUUCAGAUGUCAAUGAAUGUACCGACGCCGAUCUUAAUCUUUGUGAUAAGGUUGCAACCUGCAGAAACACAUACGGGUCUUUCACUUGUGAAUGUCCAACAGGGACAAAACUUGCAAAUGACAAAAGGACAUGCUUAGUAUGUGAUGAUUUCCAUUUUGGUAAGGAAUGUUCUCAGACAUGCAGCUGUUUACACGGAGUUUGUGAUAAGAAAACUGGUUGUGUAUGUGAUUCUGGUUGGAUUGGAAAUAACUGUAACAUUGACGUUGACGAAUGUACAGCUGGUCUUCUACGGUGUUCUGCUGCUAAUACCAGAUGUGUUAAUACUGCAGGCGGAGCGAUUUGUACCUGCAAUGCUGGUUAUAUGAAUAUCUCUAAUCAGUGUAUCGAUGUAGAUGAGUGUAAAGAUUCUGCAAUGAAUACAUGUGAUCAAGUUUGUAUCAACAAUAACGGAAGCUACACCUGUAAAUGUCAACAAGGUUUUACCAUGUUUGAAGGAUCAUGUCAAGAUAUCGAUGAGUGUAGCGGAAUAAAUGACUGUGAUCAGAUAUGUGAUAACACAAUAGGAAGCUAUAGAUGCUCUUGUCACGAUGGAUAUGCUCUUAAUCUAACAGAAAGAAAAUCAUGCAGUCCCGUGCAUGUGUGUACAGAAGAUAAGUCAUUGACAUGUGGGGAUAACGCAUUAUGCAUGAUGCAGGGCGGUGAGAUAGAAUGUCGUUGUAAUAAAGGAUAUGUAAAAAAGAAUGACAUCUGUGUUGACAUAAAUGAAUGCAGUGAAACGCCUUGUUCCCACAAUUGCAUCAAUACUAACGGCAGUUACACGUGCAAUUGUCAAAUCGGAUAUUUCCUUAAGGAAGACAAGGUCACAUGUCAAGUUUGUGACUUAUUCAAGUAUGGCACAAAUUGUGAAGACAUCUGCACUUGCGUAGAAGAAAAUACGGACUCCUGUGACCCCAAGACUGGUCAGUGUUACUGUAAAAAUGGUUGGACUGGUGAUGAAUGCGAUGAUGAUGCCGAUGAAUGUAUGAAUAAUGAUGAUGUUUGUCCUUUCAAUUCUGAGUGUUAUAACACACCUGGCAGCUUUAAUUGUAAAUGCAACAUAGGAUAUCUUCAAGUAGCCUCCGGGGAGUGCAAAGUGUGUGAUAACCGAAACUAUGGAGAAAACUGUAACAGUAUUUGCAAUUGCCACAUUGAAAACACAGACUCCUGCAAUCACACAAGUGGCGCAUGUAUAUGCAAAGAGGGAUGGGCAGGGGAAACAUGUUUGGAUGACAUAAACGAAUGUAAAAGUGAUCCUGAUCCAUGUAUUGAUGUAUCACAUUCUAUCUGUGAAAAUAGAAAUGGGUCCUAUGAAUGCAUUUGUACAACAGGAUUUCGUGGUUUUGAGAAUCUCUGCAGUGAUAUCAAUGAAUGUAAAGAGGAUGCGUUUAACGCAUGCGAACAGUCCUGUAUCAAUUCAAUUGGAAGCUUUCAUUGUGGUUGCUUCAAUGGAUAUUUUAUGGUUAAUAAUGUUUGUAAAGAAUGUUCUGGCAAUACGUUUGGUGAUAAUUGUACGGAACAAUGUGAUUGUGUAGCAACAAAUACUGAACAUGUUCAACAGAUGUGUGACACGGUGACUGGAAACUGUAGAUGUAAAUCUAACUGGAAAGGAGAAACUUGUGCGGAAGAUGUUGAUGAAUGUGAGGAUACAACAUUGUGCAAUGAUAAAAACAAUACUAUGUGCGUAAAUACUCUGGGCUGGUACCAAUGCAUUUGUAUCAAAGGUUUCCAAGAAAAUGCGGACGGACAUUGCGUUGCAGAAUGCCCCAGGAAUACUUAUGGUGAAAAUUGUACAGAACAAUGUAACUGCUUAUCAAUAAAUGCUGAAAAUGAAGAACAGACAUGUGACACGGUAACUGGAAAGUGUAUAUGUAAAUCUAAUUGGAAAGGAGACACCUGUGUUGAAGAUGUGAAUGAAUGUGAAGAAGACCCAACAUUGUGUAGUGAUAAGAACAAUACAACAUGUGUAAAUACGCAAGGCUGGUACCAAUGCGAUUGUAUCAAAGGUUUCAAUGUUAAUGCGGACGGACAAUGCGUUGCAGAAUGUCCCAGCAACACAUUUGGUGAAAAUUGUACAGAACAAUGUAACUGCCUAGCAAUAAAUGCUGAAAAUGAAGAACAGACAUGUGACACAGUGACUGGAAAGUGUAGAUGUAAACCUAACUGGAAAGGAGAAACCUGUGCGGAAGAUGUGAAUGAAUGUGACGAAGACCAAACAUUGUGCAGUGAUAAGAACAACACAACAUGUGUAAAUACGCACGGCUGGUACCAGUGCGAUUGUAUCAAAGGUUUCAAAGAAAAUGCGGACGGACAAUGCGUUGCAGAAUGCCCCAGGAAUACUUUUGGUGAAAAUUGUACAGAACAAUGUAACUGCCUACAAAUAAAUGCUGAAAAUGAAGAACAGACAUGUGACACAGUAACGGGAAAGUGUAUAUGUAAAUCGAACUGGAAAGGAGAAACCUGUGCGGAAGAUGUGGAUGAAUGUGAAGAAGACCAAACAUUGUGCAGUGAUAGGAACAACACAACAUGUGUAAAUACGCACGGCUGGUACCAAUGCGAUUGUAUCAAAGGUUUCAAGGAAAAUGCGGACGGACAAUGUGUUGCAGAAUGUCCCAGCAACACAUUUGGUGAAAAUUGUACAGAACAAUGUAACUGCCUAGCAAUAAAUGCUGAAAAUACCGAACAGACAUGUGACACGGUGACUGGAAAGUGUAGAUGUAAACCUAACUGGAAAGGAGACACCUGUGCGGAAGAUGUGAAUGAAUGUGAAGAAGACAUGACAUUGUGCAAUGAUAAGAACAAUACAACAUGUGUAAAUACCAACGGCUGGUAUCAAUGCGAUUGUAUCAAUGGUUUUAAAGAAAAUGCGGACGGACAUUGCGUUGCAGAAUGUUUCAACAAUACUUUUGGUGAAAAUUGUACGAAACGAUGUGAUUGUGUUGCAACAAAUGCUGAAAAUGUUAAGCAGAUGUGUGACACAGUGACUGGAAAGUGUAGAUGCAAAUCUAACUGGAAAGGAGACACCUGUGCGGAAGAUGUUGAUGAAUGUGAAGAAGAUACCAUAUUGUGUAGUAAUAAAAACAAUACAACGUGUGUUAAUACUCACGGGUGGUACCAAUGCGAUUGUAUCAGAGGUUUCAAGGAAAAUACGGACGGACAAUGCGUUAGAGAUAGCAGUUCUUCAACGGAUAUUCCUAAAGUUGCUGGUGUAAUGACAUUUAAUUUUAGUAUUACAAUUCACACAAACUCAUUGGCUGGAAAUAACUUGAAGUCAGCAAAUUCCUUCGAUAUUGCUAGAGGGAAAGUGGAAAAAAGUUUAUUGGGAUUUUACUCCCGUUAUACAGCAGCUGUGAUUCAAAUAUUUAUUGUUGACUUAAA
Molecule: messenger RNA, 5777 nt
Organism: Ruditapes philippinarum (Manila clam)
Lineage: Eukaryota; Metazoa; Mollusca; Bivalvia; Venerida; Veneridae
Product: fibrillin-2-like
Molecular function (GO): calcium ion binding
Source: RefSeq, a predicted model, not a curated record